UGACAGAAUUGGGGAUGCUAGAUUUCAGUGUCGCGCAGCACGUUGCCGAGUGCCUGGUGGUUUGGUUAAGUGCCGCGGGCGCGCGCCACUGCGUUUGUCAGCCACAGUCUGCGCCAGCUCCUGCGUCCAGGACAUAAGCUCGGCCGCUAGGUGUCCGCUGGCGCGGGCCCCACACUCGGUGUCUGGAGGUGCACCAGCGGGCAGAUGGCCUCCGCCCACAGCCCUGCAGCUGGUGCAUUGUCGGGAAGUCUCACAGGAUCUGAAGUACACAGCACAGAGCUAGCCGAGGGCUCUGGUAGCUCUGGGUAACAUAGUCUAAGCCAUCUGAUUGGGCCCAGCAAAGUAAUCCAAUAGCCAAUGAAAAGGUACAAUGAAAGGUUUAUUUACAUGCUCAUUUGUGACGACAACCUAUGAAUCCUCCAAUCAGGAUCGAAAGCUUACUAGCCUCAUUUGAAUACAUCGUCUAUAAAUAAUCGCCCCACUGCUGAGGGGUCAUUAGUUCCCCUAGUGUGAGCGACAGUAGGACGCCCGUCGCCGUUAUGCCCGAGCCCGCCAAGUCCGCGCCCGCCCCGAAGAAGGGCUCCAAGAAGGCGGUGACCAAGGCGCAGAAGAAAGACGGCAAGAAGCGCAAGCGCAGCCGCAAGGAGAGCUACUCGGUGUACGUGUACAAGGUGCUCAAGCAGGUGCACCCCGACACCGGCAUCUCGUCCAAGGCCAUGGGCAUCAUGAACUCGUUCGUCAACGACAUCUUCGAGCGCAUCGCGGGCGAGGCGUCGCGCCUGGCGCAUUACAACAAGCGCUCGACCAUCACGUCGCGCGAGAUCCAGACGGCCGUGCGCCUGCUGCUGCCCGGCGAGCUGGCCAAGCACGCCGUGUCCGAGGGCACCAAGGCCGUCACCAAGUACACCAGCUCCAAGUAGACGCGCAAGGCAGAGAUGAAUGCAGAGAAGAAAUGAAUGCAAACAGUAACUGAACAAGUGAAUCAACCCACAGAAGUUAUGAAAUACAAAAAGUCUGAUCUGCCUGAGAAUAAUUGCUGUGUAUCCCACACAUACCCAACCCCCCCCUGGUUUCUGCACAUUGAUUCAUCAAAAGGUCAUUAGUACUUCCUGUCUUGGCCUAAAAAGAUUGGC
This is a messenger RNA of Myotis daubentonii (Daubenton's bat), 1133 nucleotides long. RefSeq names its product histone H2B type 1-C/E/F/G/I. Lineage: Eukaryota; Metazoa; Chordata; Mammalia; Chiroptera; Vespertilionidae. Gene Ontology annotation, cellular component: nucleosome. The record is from RefSeq and is a predicted model, not a curated record. Gene Ontology annotation, molecular function: protein heterodimerization activity; structural constituent of chromatin; DNA binding.